UGCAGUUGGCUGAAGUGUGCUGAAGCGGGGUGGCUGCUUUGGAUAACGCGUUGUUAUUAUCGUCGCGUAUAUAAUUUAUAAUUUAUUAUUAAAGUGUGUUAGAAAAAACACGUGGUGCAAAGCGCUAUUUUGUCACGGAUGAAAGAAAACAUGAGUGUAAUUUCGUGUUUGCUUCUUCUGAUUAUCGGAAUUUUCGAGUCAUUCGCCGCAGAAUGGAACACAAAGGACUACAUGAAACGUGAACACAGUCUGGUCAAGCCGUAUCAAGGCACAGGUAUGACAAUGCCUUAUUGGGACUUUAUGGGAAGUACAAUGGUAACUAAUAAUUAUGUCAGGUUAACACCUGAUUUACAAAGUAAACAAGGUGCCUUAUGGAAUUCUGUACCAUGCCAUGUACGAAACUGGGAACUACAAGUUGAGUUUAAAGUACAUGGAAAGGGAAAAGACUUAUUUGGAGAUGGUUUUGUCAUUUGGUAUGCCAAGGAAAGAAUGAAAGGAGGUCCAGUAUUUGGAAAUCAAGACUAUUUCCAAGGAUUAGCAGUAAUACUUGACACGUACAGUAAUCAUAACGGUGCACAUAGUCAUCAACAUCCUUAUAUCUCAGCAAUGGUUAAUAAUGGAUCUUUACAUUAUGAUCAUGAUCGCGAUGGUACUCAUACACAACUCGCAGGGUGCGAAGCAAAGUUUAGGAAUGUAGAACAUGGUACACAUAUAGCUAUAAGAUAUGAGAGGGAUGUCUUAACAGUUUCAACGGAUAUUGCUGAUAAACUAGGAUGGAAGCAAUGCUUCCAAGUGAAUGAAGUUAAACUACCAACAGGAUAUUAUAUGGGAAUUACCGCAACCACGGGUGAUUUGUCUGACAAUCAUGAUAUACAGUCAAUUCGUUUGUUUGAAUUAGAUUUACCAGAUGAUCCUAAAGACCAAGAAGAUAGAUCUCAAAUUGUGCCCUCAGCAGCGUUCUAUGAUGCACCAAGAGAACGCAUAGAAGAUACGAAGCAAUCUGGCAUGAGUGGUAUAAAGCUUUUCCUAAUUAUGCUAGUUGGUGCACUUGCAUUAAUAGUCAUUGUUGUCAUUGCCAUUAUGCUAUACCAGAAACAUCAGGAAAAUAGCAGAAAGCGUUUUUACUAAGUCAGCUUUUUUUAGAUAGCGUGUAUGUCUCUUGAACGUCACAGUUUACCGAUUUCUCUUUUAUCCAGAAUCCUUUGUAUACAUAAGACAUAUUAUAGAUUAUAAAAUACUCAUAAGACUGUUCUUUUUUUUUUUCAAAAAUUAAAAUAAAGAGUGAUGACAAAAAGACUUGUUUUUUCGCCCAUUUUAUAGGGUUGAAUUUUGGGACCCCAAAUUUCAAACUUUUUUAUGCCAAAUAGUACUAUUAGAUGAAACAUUAAUCCCACUAAAAUUUUAAGAUGAACAUAGGCACGGUUCCUUAGAUAUGAAAAAGUGAAAGUGAUAAUUUCUCAUAAAACUGACUAAAAAUCAUCACUUUUCCCCUUGUAUCUUCGAAACCAUGCCUAUACUCAUCUCGAAAUUUUACUGGGAUUAAUAUUUCAUCUAAUAGUACUUUUUGCCAUGAAAAAAAAGUUUGAAAUUCGAGGUCCCAGAAAUGGGCGUUUGUCAUCACUCUUUAGCAUAAAGUUAUGUAAAUGGUGUUUUUUUUUUGCAAAAGAAUAAAGGCUUCAGGAUAAAGGAGAAAUAUGUAUGUAUGCAAGUAUUUUAACAACUUAAAACAUUUGCCGAAUGUUGUCUCAUUUGUAUAUUAAAUUGAUUGCCAAUUGUCAUUAAUUGAAUUUUAAUGUGUGUCUAUUUAAUUUUAUUAUAUCUAAAAGUACGUAUUUAUUAUAGUUCUUAUAAACCAAAGUUAUUAGUUCUUGAGAUGCCACAAGGAAUUUGACAGUUUCUUAUAUACCUGACUUGUAAAAAAAAAUAUAUUGGGAAGAGAUAAUAAUUAACUUGAGUGUAUUAUAUGUGUACAUUGUUAACUAUAUCAGAAUGAUGUUGAAAAAUCUUCCAUAUGUUAAUUUCAGACUAAAUAUUCAAGAUUUUUGCCGUCGCAUGUUUUUUUUAAACCAUUUAUCCAAGUUGGAAUGUAAAUGUAAAUUAAUUCUAAUAUAUUCAGUAAUUUUUAAAAAAUAUUUAAAGAAGUACAUCACAAAUAAAAGGAAUGUUUCUUAGAGGAACAAAAAACAAUUCUUUUUGAUCCUUUUUUUUUUAUUUUUUUUUAUUAUUUUUUUUUUUUUUUUAAUUCGGUAAUUAUUUGCAAUUGCAGAUUAGAUAUAGUGAAGAAGACUUUAUUAAUAUAGAUUUUAUAUCUGUACAUAAAGGAAAAAUUAAUAUUAUAUUCGAAGCUCCCAUAUUGUAUACAGUUUGUGUUAGAACUUUUUGCAAAUUAUAUACAUCUACAACUAUAAACAGAUUAUUAGUCUGUUGACUAUAUUGAUCAUACGAAUUAUGUAAUAUUAGAAUGGAACUUGACAUUGUAUCAAAGUACAACAUAAAGAAAACGCAAUAUGGAAGAUUCUUUAAUGUAUAUUUCAAUAUAUAAAAUAAUUAAAUAGUGUAAAACUCUGUAUUGUAUAAUAAAGUUCUUUUAUAUGGAAAUUAAGAAAAAGAGGGAACCAAACCGUUUAAUAAACAAUUGUCUUGUUAUCAAUAUGAUGUUAUCAUUCGAAACAAUAAUGUAUCAUGUUGCCAAAUACAAAAUAAAUAUGUCUAUAUAAUUCUAAACAAAA
Messenger RNA from Nylanderia fulva, 2729 nucleotides. Its product is annotated as vesicular integral-membrane protein VIP36. Gene Ontology annotation, molecular function: D-mannose binding. Gene Ontology annotation, biological process: endoplasmic reticulum to Golgi vesicle-mediated transport. NCBI's taxonomy places the organism in Eukaryota, Metazoa, Arthropoda, Insecta, Hymenoptera, Formicidae. The record is from RefSeq and is a predicted model, not a curated record. Gene Ontology annotation, cellular component: Golgi membrane; endoplasmic reticulum membrane; endoplasmic reticulum-Golgi intermediate compartment.